This is a messenger RNA of Hippoglossus stenolepis (Pacific halibut), 3768 nucleotides long. RefSeq names its product sodium channel subunit beta-1-like. Gene Ontology annotation, biological process: cardiac muscle cell action potential involved in contraction; regulation of heart rate by cardiac conduction; sodium ion transport. The coding region runs from base 778 to 1461 and encodes 227 amino acids. Gene Ontology annotation, cellular component: voltage-gated sodium channel complex. The record is from RefSeq and is a predicted model, not a curated record. Gene Ontology annotation, molecular function: sodium channel regulator activity. The transcript has 6 exons. NCBI's taxonomy places the organism in Eukaryota, Metazoa, Chordata, Actinopteri, Pleuronectiformes, Pleuronectidae.
UUUUUUGGCUCAGGUCAAAUCUGCAGUCAUAUGAGGGGAAAAGUCAGCGAGUGCAGCUGAAUGUUUCCUCAUGCAUGCAGCAUUUUGACAUUUGAACAGACUUUUUGAAACUGCACAAUCACCUGCAGGCGUUUUCCAUCUUCCAGCACGAACUCCCUCGGACACCUCAGCAUCGUCCCCUGAGUCAGAUCAGAUCUCAGUCUUCCUUUGGCUUUUAAUUGUUAAUCACUGACUGGUUUGCCAGUCAGUAUACUGGCAUUACCUAGUGCAAACAGCCUCAUUGUGCAGGAGGCCUGGGGGUGUGCCGCUGAGUAUAAAUAGUUGAACAAAGGCCCCUUUGCAGUCGACAAGAGGCCGAAACCCGAAACUCUGAGUGAUUCCUCCCUCUAGUAACUCUAAACCCUCACACACUCACAGACUCGACCAGAGAGAGAUAUAGACUCCAGGAUGUGAAGAGCGAUUGUCCACCCUCCUGUAGAUGUGCUUGAGAAGACCAGACCAGCAAGAGGACCCACCCACCCCUUCCUCCUGCCUUUGUAUCAGCUGAAAAAAGAAGAAGAAGAACCCUAGUGGACCACACCCAGAGCCCCAACAGCAUCAGGAAGGAGCCUCCUCCUCUCACUUCUCAGACUUUUUACUCGCGGUCAGGACGGCUUGUGUAUCUUUGUGCUCAUCAGCAAACUGGAAUAUCUGCUUUGUCUGCCUGUGUGUGUCAUAUUUAUCAGUGUGUGUGUGUCUGUGUGUGUUCUGACGCCACUAAGAGCUGCCACCAGUCUUAUGUCUCCUGUCAGGAUGUCUGCAGGACCAGAGCUGCUGCUGCUACCUCUGGCCCUCCUGGUGCUCCAAGCAUCUCGGUGCCAUGGAGCCUGCGUGGAGGUGGACUCGGACACAGAGGCCGUGGCCAAUGAGGGCUUCAAACUGGGUUGCAUCUCCUGCAAGAUGAGGGGCGAGGUGGUGGCCUGGGCCUCCGUCAACUGGUUCUUCAAGGCUUCAGAUGAGACCAACUUCUCCCAUCUUUACAGCUACGAAAACCAAGAUGGCCUAAUCAUCGACUCACGUUUCUACAAGCGUCUGGGCUGGAAGGGCAGCAAGCACACCAAUGACCUGCAGGACGGCUCCAUCUUCAUCCGCAACGUGACCUACAACGACACGGGGACCUACCUAUGCAUAUUCUACCGCACCCUCCAGUACUCCAACUACGAUUAUCCAACCAUCACCAAGAAGAUCAUGACCAUUAACGUGGUGCCGCAAUUCACCAGGGGACUGGCAUCCAUCUUGUCCGAGGUGAUGAUGUACGUCACCAUCAUCGGGCUGCAAUUCUGGCUGCUGGUUGAGAUGAUUUACUGCUACAGGAAGAUCUCAGUGGCCGGAGAGGAAGCUCUGAGGGAGAGCGCGGCGGAGUAUUUAGCUAUAGCAUCGGAAAGUAAAGAUAACUGUGCAAGUGUCCAAGUGGCAGAAUAGCACUGGUCAAGAAAGAAUUCAAGACAACUUCCUUGAGGAAUCUCACCUCCAUUUGUUUUGCUCCACCUUCUCUCCUCUCACCGUCCCACACCACCGCCCUCCAUGCUCUAAUGGAACCACGGAGAGGAGACAGAUCUCCACAGAACAGUUCUUUAAAGUGACUUCCAACCAGAAGAACGAGAAACACUGAGCUGUGUCCUGUUGUGAGGGACAGGGUGGACGCAUCAGGUGGUGGUUCAACAGUACACAGAGAGACACCUGUACUGUAUAUAUACUUGUAUAGUCUGCACAGAUAAUCUUUGAACACAUGUAGAAUAAACUGUAGGCCGACAUUGUAUAUUCACUAUUUGCAUGCUAACGAGAUUAUUGUAUGUUGGCAUCAGGGUUCCAUCGAUAAGGUUUUCAUCCAUAAAUCCAUUUUUCAAUGAAUAAGAUGAGGUCCACAGCUCAAUUUUAGUCCUAAAGUUCAGUGUUUCAUUUCACAAGGAUGAAAGCAUCAAGUAUCAGGUAUUUCCCCCCAGAAUCUUACUAAAAUGAGCCUUAAUUUAAAGCGUUUGGAUCCUGCUGAAUGUUUAGCUCGUCACCUUCGGCUGUUUGAAGGAGACUGAAGACAUUUUCAGAGUUUAGAGUCAUCAGCCCUCAGGUAAAAAGGUAAAUACGGUAACGAGACACCGUAAAUUCAGGGUUAAACGCAUUGGACUCAGAAAGCAGCUGAGACGAGGCUGCUUCAUGUUAAACUCUGACACAUCACAGUCAUGUUUCUGCUGCAGUGUUUCCCGUGAUCCUCGGAGCUCAUGAUGCACAAAUCAACAACAAAAUGUUUCCUGCAGCGACAACGGAAAUUAAAUUUAAACCCGGACACCAGCUGAAUUUCUCGGCCACUUUCCGCUGAACACAGCAGGUUUGAUUUGCUCUUUUAAAUCUCUUGUAAGCUUCAGUGCACCUGAGGCUGAAAGUGUGACUUCCCUCGACAUAUGGGACGAUGACAGCACCUCACUGAUAUAGAUAAAAACUAAAAAGAUCAGCUCUACCCAUUUCUCCUGAGGUAAAAUCUUUUUCAGACUUUCCUGCUGCAGUGUUGGAGAAACUUAAAGUUUUUUUGCAAAUUGCUAAAAGAAUCGUGUCCAGUGAGCCUCCGCGAUUAACGAGGGUGGAAACCAAAGAAAAGCAAAGAGCUGAAGUGUUUGUAAAAAGAUAAAAAAGUUAUUGACUAACACCAGGUGGCAGCCAAACACUGUCGCUCCGCUUGUUUACUCAUCUUCUCUUCUCUACAUUUUGAGGUGCAGAAUAGAUCGACACACACAAACUGAGAAAUUCAUUCAGAAUAUAUUUUUUCUGUCUGAAUAAGCAAAGAACACGAUGUCAAAAAUGAAGCUCACAAGAUGUGUUUAUAUGUGUGAAUGAAAGAAUACGUUUUCCCUUAAUGUGUCUUGAAUGGACGAUUCUUGUCCCCGGUGGUGUGGUUGCAUGUGACUGAAGUUAAUCCACACAUUUAAAAUAAAUAAAUAAAAAGGGAUGUUGGUGGAAUUAGGGACAAGAAGGUCACUCACACACACACACAUGCACACACACGUUGCAUUCUGCAGGACGAGGACAGGGAUGCAAUCACCACAGUAAUCCUCACUGCUGGCAUGAUGAAAUGGCCAAAACGAGAGAUCAGCGCACACACAACCACACAACCACACACACACACACACACACACUCAGUGGACUAAUUUGAGGGCAACAGUGUACCUGUGAACAUGUAACAUGUGACUGUUCCUGAUGAGCAAUUCAAUGCCAUUUAUCGUUACUCAAAACUACUCAGAGGAUUCCAUGAACAUUUUUGCGUGACCAAAAGAAGAAACCCUAAAAAUGUGGAUCUGGAUAAACGGGCGUAGCCAGGAUUUUUAUUCUUAUCUAACCAUGGUGAAAUAGGGCGUUAGCCAUGGCGCUUUCCGAGUGACCUUCUAGUUUUAAAAUCCACUUGACAACGAUGUCUGGUUGUGACUUUGACGUUAUCGCAUGAAGUUGUGAUGAACUGCAUCAUAUUUGAAGGAUAAGUACAAAUCUAUAGUCGAUGAUUCUAAAGUCCAAACAUAAAGACGUCCACAACAUAAACAAGUCACAAGAGGGCAGAAUCAUAACAGCCAGUUACAGAUGUUAUUAUAAUAAGACCAUUAUUAAAAGAUCCUGAUUUUGAUUUUGAUUCCAGUUUCUGCGUCCUGCACAUCACAUGUUUUAACUCUUACAUACAGUUUAUCCAUAAAUUAUCUUCAUGUUUUUUAUGAUGUAAUGAAUGUUAAUAAUAAUAAAUCUUAAAUCUUG